AUGUAUUCAUCCAUCCUGACCAUCGCUGGUAUCCUCAGCCAUCUCCUCUACUUCCGCCAUGGCGACCAUCACCUCCUCGGCGUCACUUACCUGCAGCUCUUCGUCUUUGCUGUGGCUUCGACGACCCUCUACUACCAGUACAUUCACGAUCUUCCCUGGUCGAGCGCCCUGACGACAACUUCGCACAUCUUCUUCCGCUACCUCGCCGGUCUCUACAGCAGCCUCCUGGUCUACCGCUUCUUCCUCCAUCCUCUGCGCCGCUUCCCAGGCCCUCGAGCCGCCCGCCUCUCAGGCUUCUGGUCCUUCACCCCCAAGCACACUAACCAUACCACCCUCUUGGCCCUUCAUCGGCAAUACGGCCCCAUCGUGCGCGCCGGCCCUGCAGAACUCUCACUCAUCCUCCCGUCCGCCGUCCCCGCCAUCUACGGAAAUCAAUCCGCCUGCGUCAAAGACUCUGUGUACGACCUGGUCCUCCCAUCCCAGCCACUACAGAACUGCCGCGAUCGCGCCGAGCACGCCGCCCGCCGCCGCAUCUGGAGCCCCGCGUUCAGCGACAAACGGCUGCGUGGCUACGAGCAGCGCAUCCGCGUCUACCGCCAGCAGCUCGUCGACCAGCUCCACCACUUGGCCGACACGCCCGUCAACAUCUGCAAAUGGUUCAACCUCUACAGCUUCGACGUGAUGGGCGACCUGGCUUUUGGCCGCGGCUUCGACAGCCUCGCCACCGGCCACGAACACUGGGCCAUCCUCCUGCUCGUCGAGGGCAUGAAGCAAGUCGGCCUGUUCUUUCCCCCGUGGGCCGCCCAGCUCCUCCUCGCGAUCCCCGGCGCGAGCAAAGGGUGGUGGCGGCUGCUGGACUUCUGUAGCGAGAGACUCGACCAGCGGAUCCGAGAGGGCGAGCGCGUGGAUGCCGAGACGGACACCUACUUCCCCGACAUCAGCGAGUCGCUGCUCGCGCCGUACAAGGAGCGGGCCCCCACGCUGCAGGAGCGGAGGGACCUCGACGGCGACGUGCGGCUGAUCGUCGUCGCGGGCAGCGAUACCACCGCCGUGACGCUGUCGAGUAUCUUCUACGAGCUGGUGCGGCAUCCGGGGGAGAUGGCGAAGCUGCGCGCCGAGCUGGCGCCGUAUGCGACCGGUGCGGACGAUGGCGAGUUUCUGGGCUCGCAGAUCGCCCACCUGGACCACUUGAACGGGGUGAUCAAUGAGGCACUGAGGUUGUAUCCGCCCGUGCCGGGACUGUUGGCGCGGCGGACACCCAAGGAGGGCAUCGUGGUGGAUGGGGUAUAUAUCCCAGGGAAUAUGACGGUGUCUUGUCCGCAAUAUGUCAUGGGACGAUCCGAACUAUGCUACGAGAGGGCGGACGAGUUUAUCCCCGAGCGCUGGUACAAGUCCCCAGAGCUGAUCAAGGAUGAGAGGGCUUUUGCGCCGUUCACCAUCGGCCCGUACAGCUGCAUUGGACGGCCGCUUGCGUUGAUGAAUCUGCGGGCGACGGUGGCCAGGCUAGUCAUAACCUUCGACGUGGAGUUUGCGCCGGGGGAGGACGGGAGGGCGUUUGUUGAGAAGGCGCAGGAUAACUUUGUACUGUACCCGGGGGCCUUGAAUUUGACAUUCAAGAAGAGAUAG
Aspergillus clavatus NRRL 1 is the source of this 1626-nucleotide messenger RNA. Its product is annotated as cytochrome P450. The record is from RefSeq and is a predicted model, not a curated record. The transcript is spliced from 2 exons. Gene Ontology annotation, molecular function: monooxygenase activity; heme binding; iron ion binding. Lineage: Eukaryota; Fungi; Ascomycota; Eurotiomycetes; Eurotiales; Aspergillaceae. Bases 1 to 1626 code for a protein of 541 amino acids.